Molecule: messenger RNA, 8572 nt
Organism: Dermacentor andersoni
Lineage: Eukaryota; Metazoa; Arthropoda; Arachnida; Ixodida; Ixodidae
Product: cell adhesion molecule Dscam1-like
Biological process (GO): cell-cell adhesion
Molecular function (GO): protein binding
Source: RefSeq, a predicted model, not a curated record
CGGGAGCAGACGUGCUUUCUUCCGAUGCGGCCCGUGGCGCCGGUUCGCCGCUAUCUCGAAGAGGCGCGGAGCAUUUGAGCGGCACGCGGUCUUCCGAGGCUCGACGUGCUCGCUGCAGUUGAUACAUUCACCUGCCCAUCCGCCGUGCUCUCUCCAUACUGCGUGUCAUUUUGUGGUGUUCCUCAAAGACACUACGAGAGUUUCGCGCACUUCAUUAGACCUCACGUUCUUCGUCAGUGCAGCACGCAGAGACAAAACGAAGGGAACUUUGGACCGACGUUCACGCCCCGGUUGCACUGUGCACCUUUAUUUUUCCCUGCUUUAAUUUUUUUUCCUUCCUCGCCGACAUGCGCAUGGUGGAACGACGGAAUCUCCCGCUGUGGAUAACGCUGGUCGUCGCCUCCUGCGGCGGUCUUGUCGUCGACAGCGUGCGGCCACCGUCCGACGAGCGGCCCACGGGUCCCAGCUUCGUCAUGGAACCCCCGAGCCGGGUCACCUUCUACAACAGCACGGGUGCCCUGGUGCCGUGCACGGUGCAGGGAGACCCGCGGCCCGACGUGCACUGGGUGCGCGCCAGCACCGGGCUGCCCGUCCGCGACGUGCCGGGCGUGGUGACGGCCCGCGCCGACGGCACGCUCUCGUUCGCGCCCUUCAGGGCGCAGGACUACCGGCAGGACGUGCACGCGGCCACAUACCGCUGCGUAGCGUCCAACGGCGCCGGAUCCGUGGGAAGCCGCGACGUCCAAGUGAGAGCGAUUAUCCGGUCGGCGUACGAGGUGACCACGUCGGACGUGUUCGUGAUCCGGGGCAACACCGCAGCGCUCCGCUGCGAAGUGCCGGCUUCGGUACGCGACUUCAUUCACGUCGUCUACUGGGAGACAGAUGACGGCCUGACGCUGCACAGCGGCACGCUUGAAGACAAGUACCAGAUAUCGACGGAGGGGGACCUAGUCAUCGACCGCGUCGACAUGGCCGACGCGAGGCGCAAGUACCGCUGCAUCACGCGCAACGUUCUCGUCGGCGAGACCGUGUCCGGCUCCAGCUGGGCGCAGCUGCUUGUUACCGACACGUCGAACUACCUGCCGCCUCGGAUCCGCAGACUGAAGCAGACGGUGAAACUGUCGGCCGGCGACCCGCUUCGUCUGGCAUGCGUGGCACAAGGGUACCCUGCGCCCACCUAUCGCUGGUACCGCAAGAAGGACUCGCUCACCAUCCCGCUGGGCUCCAGCACUGGAAGCGGAGGCAGGAUACGCGUGUACCGAGGCUUCCUGCUCGUCCAGUCCACCAUGCGACAGGAUGCCGGCACCUUCGUGUGCGUCGCCAAUAACACGGCCGGUGAAGACCGCGCCCUCUUCGAAGUCGUCGUGACUAUGCCUCUGAAGGUGACCGUGAGUCCGAGCAGCGUGCUGACUCGCGAGGGACGCACCGUGGUGUUCAACUGCUCGGUGCGCGGCUUUCCCGUGUCCGCGGUCACGUGGCUUCGCAACCAGCAGCCCGUCAUGCCCGGGGGCCGCGUGCGGGUCGUGGACCAGACCGAGCUGCACGUGAGCGCCGUGCAGAGGUCGGACCGCGGCAUGUAUCAGUGCGUCGCCUACGGACACGAGAGCUCGGCCCAGGGGGCCGCUCAGCUCGCGCUUGAAGAGAACCCGCCGGACUUCCUGGAGGCCUUCCAGGACCAGCUGCUCAAGCCCGGCCUGCCCGUGUCGCUCAAGUGCUCCGUGACGGGCAACCCGCUGCCGCAGAUCUCGUGGUUCCGCUACGGCCGCCUCCUGGCCGACCGGGCGGGCCUGCGCAUCGGCGACUUCGUGGACGCCUCCGGCGUGGUCACCAGCUUCGUCAACGUGUCGGCCGUGGCCACCGAGCACGGCGGCGUGUACACGUGCCGCGCCGAGAACGAGCUCGCCUCGGCCGAGCACACGGCGCGCCUGUCGGUGUACGGGCCGCCGUUCGUGCACCGCAUGGACAACGUGACCCACGUGAGCGGAGCCGACGUGCGCCUGCAGUGCGCCGCCUCCGGGUACCCCAUCUCGCAGGUCGUCUGGAAGAAAGACAACGAGAAGCUGCGGCCUUCGUCCAGAAUCCUGGCCAGUGACAACGGGACCUUGCACAUCGUUCACGUGACCCAAAGUGACCAAGGCUGGUAUGAGUGCGCCGUCAGCAACCGCAGGGGAAAUACGGCCGUCGGUUCCAUGUACCUCAGGGUCAUAGCUAGGCCUGUGAUUAAUCCCUUCCUGUUCAUGAAGAACGUCCAAGAAGGCAUGCGGACCACCGUGGUAUGCAGCGUCCUGUCCGGCGAGUCGCCCAUGGACAUCGACUGGCUCAAGGACGGCGCCCCGCUGAGUGACGUUCACCUGGAAGCCAAGAUCACGCGGCUGGGUGACUUCGCCUCGUCACUCACUAUGGAUAACGUGACGAGGAGGCACUCGGGAAACUACAGCUGCAAGGCCACUUCGGGGAUAGCAACGGCCAACUACACGGCGAGGAUGGACGUUAGCGCGUCGCCGAGAUGGAUGAAGCAGCCGAGCGAUCAAUCCUCCACCAGGGGACAGCGCACGGUGUUCGAUUGCGAGGCCGACGGGAACCCUCUUCCCGUGCACCGCUGGAAAGUGGCCUACGGCAAGAGAAGCGAGAAGGUCUCCGAGUUCAGGAGCGUCGUGAGCAGCCCGCACAUGCACGUGUUGGAGAAUGGAUCGCUGGUCAUAUCCGAAGUGACGCUUGAGGACCAGGGUCACUACCUCUGCGAGGCGAGCAACGGGGUCGGGCCGGCCCUGUCGGUCGUCGCUUACCUCGACGUGAACGUUCCUCCGUACUUCAAGGAGGAGUUCGAGACAAAGACAGUUCGCUCCAAGGACGACGUAACCAUCUCCUGCGAGGUGUUCGGGGAAACUCCGCUCACGGUCACCUGGUCCAAGGAUAGAAAACCUUUCGGGGACCUCGCUCUGCCACGGUUUGUUCUUCAAGAGGACACAACGGCUGAAGGAAUAGUUUCCAAAGUUUUCAUUCCGUCCGUGAGUCGCGAAGACUCUGGGGUGUUUGCCUGUGAAGCUACCAACUCUUACGGAAAGAAGGACCGCACGAUUCAACUCAUUGUUCAAGGUGCUCCAGAGACUCCAAGGGACAUUCACAUAGACCAAGUGACAAGCCGUUCCGUAACUCUCUACUGGACGCAACCGCACACGGGUAACAGUCCCAUCUUAGGGUACACAAUCCUCUACGUGCCUGAAACCGACAAGGUAACAUCGGCGCCCAUGAGCAUGCGUACCGGGACACCUAGCAACCGCGCCACACUCACCGGCCUCACUCCCGGGACGUCCUACAUUCUUCGAAUCGUGGCCGAAAACGCAGUCGGAAAAUCCGGUCCCAGCGAGGAAGUGCGGGUGUCCACCGACGAAGAAGCACCCUCCGGUUCUCCGUACGAAGUCAGGGUCACGGCAACAAGCUCAAAGACUAUCCACGUGCGGUGGAAGCCGCCACUGCAGGCGACUUACCACGGAAAGCUGAAGGGCUUUCACGUGGGCUACAGACCGAUAAACACGAGGGAGACCUUCCAGUUUCAAACGGUCAAGCUCGACGACAGCGAACACGACGCGGUCGCCGAGAAGAAGGAGCAGGAGUACGAGAUCCGCGGUCUGCGGAGGCACACCCAGUACGCCGUGGUAGUGCAGGCCUUCAACAACAAGGGCGCGGGCCCGUUGUCCGAAGAGGCCACGGUUCAGACGCUUGAAUUCGAUCCCCCACCGGCACCUCAGCUGUUCGUUACCUCGAAGUCGUCCUCUACGCUCGAACUGGAAUGGAAGUUUACUGAGGCUAGCGAAACACCUAUUACAGGAUAUGUGGUGCAUUACAAGAGCGAGUACGGGGAGUGGCAAGAGACGCAGGUGAACUCCAAAUUGAGCAAGCACCUGCUGACAAACCUGAUCUGCGGCAACCACUACCAGAUAACCAUCACUGCCUUCAACUCGGCAGGGAGGGGAGCACCAAGUGAAACUGUCAGCGCCGAGACCACAGGGAGAGGUCCGGUCCCACCUCAGGACAAAACCCAGAAUGUCCUUUCGGCCAACUCGACGUGCAUCUCUGUGAACCUGGACGGUUGGAGCGACGGCGGCUGCCCCAUCACCUUCUUCGUACUCCAGUACAAGCCGCACAUGCAGCAGGACUGGAUCCUGCUCUCCAACAACAUACAGAUGGCGCAGUCGCCCGUCACGCUGCCCGACCUAGCGCCCGGCACGUGGUACGACAUCAUGGUGUCUGCGUACAACGACGCUAGCGCCACUGAAGUCGAGUACCGCAUUGCCACGCUCACUCUCAGCGGAGCAACGGUGGCGCCCCUGGCGGCUCAGUCCCAGGAGAGCGGUGGGUCCCUGUUUCGUGACCCAGCCGUGCUGGUGCCCGUGGCCUGCGCGGUGGUCGUGGUGCUCGUCAUCUGCCUGGUCGUGGGCGUCGUGCUAGUGCUGCGCAGGCGCGAGAACGUCUACGACACGUGCCACACGCAGCACAUAUAUUCGAGCGAGUCCGUGCGCAAGACGGACAGCAUGUCCAUGUCGGCCUACCCCAAGGACAAGCAGCACUUCUGCGACUCGUCCGGAGACGAAGGCGCGGCGCAGCGCGAGCCGCUCUACUACCCGUCGCCGUACGCCACCACGCAGGUCUCGGCGGCCGCGUCGUCGGCGAUGGUCGCCGGAGAGAUGUGCGCGUCACCCGGACGGCGGCUGGCGUCGGCAGGCGGCGGCGACUUCGGCAGCGGCGGCGGCACGUUGCAGCGGACGCGCUACGGCGGCAACAGGACGCACCUGUACGACGUGCCGCUCAGGCCCAAACAGCAGAGUGAAGACUAUACAGCUUAUGCAAGGCUCUGGAUGCAACCGCUUCCCACAGGGGCGUUCAGUUUAGAUCAAGAUGGAGAAACGGACUUGUACGCAGAUUUUGUAGAAUUUGUCGGCAACGAGAGCAAGUAUUCAAGAGGAGAGGAAGUUUCACAUUACAGAAGCCCAAGAAAAUUCAUCAAAGCAGAGGUGCUGAUGAGUGGUGAAGUGAUGGACAUGGAAGAGCUCUCAGAGGCCGAAUGCGAUAGAGAUAGGCUUCGAUACCAUAUGUCAAAUCAAAACACCCUUGCGAGGAGUCAACAGGAUCAGUCAUCAUAUAAGCAUUUCACCGAGGUGUUUUGAACUUUGCCGCCGCUGCCUUGUUUUAUACAGUGUUAAAUCGAAAAAGAAAGACCAACUCUAAGCGGUCUGCAUCGCCUUAGAAGACCAUUGCAUCGGUGUGAAAUACUGUCAUGAUAGUGAGACAUCAUAGAUAUGCAUCUGAAUAACGCAUAAAUGUACUACGACUGUCCUUUAUGCGACAGCUCUCUGUUUAGGAAUCACCCAUAACAGCAUACAAAAAAUGAAGUUCUCCCCGCUUACAUUGCGCUAGACGCGCCUUUAGCCAGCUGGAGUUAUGUUUGGCACAAUCUAAUAAACAUUCCCAAUAAUUUGACGUAUAGACUAUGUGGGAGACAAGAUAUUUCUCAGGAAACACGGAGAAGCAUUGAAAAGGCGCAUCGCUAAUUCGAAGUAUAACAGUUGCGAAAGAUCGGCUUCCAAGCGCAAAGUCAGGCUCGUUCACUGCGUGAACUCGGAAACGCGCCAUAUGUACAAAUUUUCAUAUGCGAUUGGCCUAGGAAGACGCCUUUACUGCUAACGAAAGACAAGUACAGCGAGAAAAAACAGGAACGAUAAGGGCGCUGUCCUCACCUUUCUUUGGCGGUAACCAUGUCGUGCAGUAAAUACCAACUUGGCCAACUUGAAGUUCUUCUGAAGGCCUCGGAAGAGGCUGGCUGUACAGUUGAAGAACCACGAAAGGUGGCACUGUGCCAGCUUCUACAGCGCGUAAACAAUGCUUCCGUCAUCAACCGGACCUGAAGCGCGUAAGAAGCGCAAGUGAUCUGCUAGAUGGUUCCCUCUAAGAAUUACCUACACUGCAUUUCUUUCUUGCCUUAAAUAUUGGCUAAAGAGUCCCUGUAACACUUCUUCUUCCAAACUGAAGAACACACUGGAAUGCGUUCGGUGUACACCCGUGCAAUCUUUUAUUUUCCUUCUUUUUUUUUUUUUUUUUGAUAUCGCCCGAGCGUCGACCGCAAGGCGUGUCAGCGGUCUUGUGGCGGCUAGGGGUGCCGGGAUCGCCAACAGUAUAUACAGCACGCAAGGCGAUUUCCAGUGCAAAUGUCAUCUGCUGAGACCAGAUUAUAGGCAAAUGCCUGUUUGUUCUCGCGUGCCACGGUCACUACCUUCUAAUGUAUGAGCACAAAUUAUAAGCUAAGAGGUGGCUUGUCACUGACUUUAUAGUGCCUAUAAAUUCCAACUUCCGUCAUUUCCGUCUAUAAAUGCCUGUUGCUGUGUUUAGCAACCGAAAAUGAUUUUUUUUUUUUUUUUGGGGGGGGGGGCAUUCUCUAUUGCGAUAGCAAGUAUGUGGACCCUCCAAGCGAAUUAUGGCCUUUGGCAUCGAUGUCCCCAUGAGGUUCCGCAUCAAGUCCAGGUGCGAUAAGAUCGCGCCCCUCAUGCGGUAUAGGCUGUAGGUGCGAGAGAAGGCGCGCGAGGCUGAGCUGAGAAUGGUGCAAAGUUCAUUGGAGGUACUGUCGGCUAAAGUUACGUGGUCGCCUUUUUUUCGGCUCCUCCGCUUCUUUUGUGGUUGUGGUAACAUACCUGCCAAUGGCGACUCGCCUGAACUCUGCAGUAUGAUGAUGAUUAAGGUUUAUUGGCGCAAGGGCAUCUAAGAACUCUGCAGUAGACUAGCAACUAACUCGGCUCCUCUGCAAUAAACUAAAUAUAUGCCUACCACACAGCUCUCCCCCACACUUCAACCAUUUUCCUACCGUAUCUUGUAUUUUUCGUGCUUGCUCCGCUUGAUGCGUCCGUGUAAGCAAGGAAGUUCGGCUAUUUAACAUACACUAUAUCUGAUCGUAUAGCGUCAAGACAAACGUAUCAAGCGUGUUAGCUGCAGAACGUGGAUUAAGUGCGCUAAAAAUCCACUCUAUAGCCAUCUGCAUCGCUGUUCACUUAAUGAGUGCCCCUCACCGCUUCAAGGCCGCUGACAUGCCGUGCGGUCGUCGCUCACGCGAUAUUAGUAAAAUAUUGCGACGGUGUAUUUUAAUGAAUAUAUAUCAUAAAGAAAUUUUUGAUAAUAUUUUGUAAUAAUAAACGUGGUGCAACGCUUCCUAUGCUUACCUUCCCCAUUACCUUUCAAACUUUUUCUUUUUUUUUUCUCUCUCUCUCUAUAUAUAUAUAUAUCUCAUAUGGGGGGGCACCGGUAUAGCCACUGCACCUUUCUUGCGUUUUCUUCGUUCCGCGGGGAACAACUGAUAAAUUACUCAAGGUUGGCGUCUGACAAAGGUGCUGGAGAGCGUCAAAGUAGCCGCGACAGGACGGGCGGGACGCGUCAACAACCGCCACUUCCACGUUUGCCAGAAGAUCGGGUAGGUGCGCACGCGCGCAAGAACUUUCGCGCGGCAGUAACUCAUUGUCAUUAACGAAUUUCCCAAUGGCUCUCUUCUAUUGGACAGUCGCGCGCUGGUCUAUGACGUCCCAGGCUGGACAUAAUAGAGGAGGCCUUGAAAGCCUCGGGUAAGAGCGAGCUAUCGUUCGUGCGAGUUUGUGGACUCGCUGCCAUAUGUAGCAGAAUAAUAUUCCACUUAUAUGAUCAUGGCAGCAUUGUCUACAGAUCGCGAACGUUUUUGUUUGUUUGUUUGUUUGUUUGUUUUGUAGCGGUAAGAAGAAAGUGUUGCACUGUGCCUCCAAGUAGAAAAAUAAGGGCAUUAUUGCGGCAAAAAUAGUAAGAACACUAAUGAAAGCUAGGGAACCAUGCGCUAUAAUCGGUACACAUUUCAGUAACCACAGACAGGCUAUCUUUUUCAGCUUUCGUACGUUCUUUCAAACCAGGAGUCCUGGAUAAAUCUCCAAGAUGGACAACAGCAGGGCUCUCUUCUCUGCGUACAUUGGGUGCACGUUAAAGAGCCCCAGGUGGUCAAAAUUAAUCCGGAGUUCCCCACUACGGCCUGCCUCAUAAUCAUAUCUUGGUUUUGGCACGUAAAACCCCAAAAUAUGAAUUUUUAUCUUCUCUUUUAAGAACAAGUGUGCCAUUCGGCAUAUUGUCUUCGAUGACUCGCGUGCUCUUUGGAAGACUAGCACACAAGUACCGGCGUUCUGUUGGCGACCUUUUCAUAGAAAAAAACAAAAAACACUCAAGGGACGUUACUCGAAAAGUGCUACGCUAAACAUGCACUGCCAAGUCGUAGUGCUCGUUCGACAGUCUACCGAAUUCAUACGUCUAGCGUUCGUUUCUAGUAGCUAGCUGUGCAUCGUAAUUCCCCAAUACUACAGCCGUCCGAAUCCCCAGCCAGAGAAUAAGUCGGGCUACAAGCGUGAGUGCUGGCAUUGUGAAACCGCUUGUUGUAUCUGAAGCACUACAUUACAGCUUUUACUGGGUAAAUGGGCUCAGUACUUGGCUCGCGUGCGUCGACGUCCAAGUACAAAAACGUAGACUGUGGUAUGGUUGUUCAGCGUGAUUGUAUUAAUAAAACAUUAAUUUUCUUAUA